AGUCAAAGGAAAUAAAGUAUGGAUUAAAAAAUGACUCAUUGUCACUUAAUCUGAAUGGUCUGCACGAUUCUAAAUCAUAUGAAUUUAAGCUGUUGGCUCGCUUGAAGAAUCAAGUUUUUGAGUAAAAAAGAAGUACACACUGAAGCAAUCAUACACGGAAAAAGCUACGUUCCAGUAUUUGGAGGUGUAAUUGCUGGUGCUUUGACAUUUUCGUUCGUUGUCAUUAUCGUGGCUAUGUUUAUAAGAUAUAAUUACAGAAAGCGGGGAAGAAAUACCAGAUCUUCUUUUCAAAUGUCGCGUCAAACUUCCAAUGUUCUUACUUCUACCCAAGAGAACGGUCACUCGCCGAUAAAAUCGCCUUCAGAUCACCACAGCCACAACUCACCUGAUUGUGAAACGCAUCUUCAUCGAACGAAGAGAAAAAGGCAUUCUGUUGAAGAUUCAUUGGAUGUACUUUCGAGCCCGACAAAGCCAAUUCCUCUGUCAAAUCUUUUGGAGUACGUAAAAGAGCACCAAACAAACAAAAACACAGGCUUUGCUGAGGAAUUCGAGUCAAUCAGCAGAAAAGCAAAUUUCUCCUACGAUGAAUGCAAAAGAUAUAUUAAUAAAGCCAAGAAUCGUUAUGCAAACAUUGUCACUUACGAUCACACCAGAGUUUGCCUGUCAAAUACAGGUGAUGAUGGAUCUGACUAUAUCAAUGCCAAUUAUAUCGACGGAUACUAUCUUCCAGAAAAAUUUAUUGCAACCCAAGGUCCAGUUGCAGCAAUGUUUAGUGAUUUUUGGCGAAUGGUCUGGGAGCAAAAUUGCUCCUCUAUUGUUAUGGUAACAAAUCUUUUAGAAAAAGGAAAGGUUAAGUGCCAAAAGUACUGGCCAAGUAAUGAAGCUGAAUUAUUUGGUUCUAUAUCUGUUAAUCUAAUUGAAGAAUGGGAGCUUACUGACUACACUAUUAGAAAAUUUCAAAUUCAACAGAAAUACAAUGCAGAACUUCUGCAGCAAGUUACACAGUUUCACUACACAGCAUGGCCAGAUCAUGGAGUGUCAGUUCAUCCGUCUCGUCUACUUGCAUUCAUAAAGCGAAUAAGAAAUCAUUGCCACAUCACAAAUGGAAAGAUCCUUGUGCAUUGCAGCGCUGGUGCUGGUCGAACUGGCGCAUUUAUUGCAUUGGAUAUUUUGCUUGACCAAAUGAAAAUUGAAGGCAUUGUGGACGUCUAUAAAGUUGUUUCAAAAAUUAGAAAACAGAGGUGUUCUAUGGUUCAAACUGAGGCGCAGUAUAACCUUAUUUACAACGUUCUUCUCGAGCACUCUAUUGGUGGAAACUCUGAAAUACAAGUACAAGACUAUUUAGAGACUCUGAAUUCGUUGGAACAGGAAGAUCAUGUGAAUUUCCUCUUUGAAGAAUUUAAGAACUUGAAUGAGUUAUCUGUUAAUGAAAAGGAGACCUGUGUCAAUGGUUUGAUGCCAGAAAAUGCGAAAAGAAUCGAUAUAAUUUGAUUUUACCUUAUGAUAGUGAUAGGGUAAAGCUCUGGCCUUAUCCAAACGAAAAGGAUCAGACUACAUCAAUGCUUCAUUUAUUGACGGUUACAGAAAUAACGAAAAAUUUAUAGCUACACAAUCACCAUUGAAGGAGUCUGCAGAAGAUUUUUGGCGAAUGAUAUGGGAAUACGAAUGCUACGUUAUGGUCUCGUUGCUGCAUGAAAGUGAAAAUGAAGAGUUUCUGAAAUAUUGGCCUGUACAUGACGAAGAAUUUAUUGUAUUUGGACUGUUGAUGAUAGAGGUGCAUUCCAAGGAAAUUUUCGAUUCAUAUGUUCAAAGAAGUCUUAAAUGCACAAAUACAAAGAGCGGAGAAGUUCGCAAGAUUUACCAUAUGCAUUUUACGUCAUGGUUUAAAUGCAGCUUACCAGAUAGUGGAGCAUUGCUAAAUUUCAUCGAAGAAGUUGCGAAGAUUGAAAAGCAAACAGGAAUUGGGAUGACUUUAGUGCAUUGCAACAAUGGGAUUGGGAGAACUGGUUGUUUCUGCACGAUAUACAUCGCUAUGGAAAGAAUACGGAUGGAAAACGCCGUCGAUAUUUUUAGCAUCGUGCGAAUCCUACGAACACAGAGGAUGGGAAUGGUAGAAACUAUUGAUCAAUACAGAUUUUGCUACCGUGUGUUGGGUGAAUAUGUUGCCUUUGUAAACAGUCGGUAGUGAUUGAAGCUAAUGCCUUAUUCAUCUUGAGCAGUUUCCUUUCUCGAGUAAAAAUCGGUACGCCAAACGAGUUUGCGGUAUCCAUGCAAACUCGCAAUCGAGUUCAUUCUUUUAAUGCCAGAUAAGAAUACGUAAUUCAAAAUGGUAAGUUUGGAAAAUUCUCGAAAAAUCUGGAAAAUUCACUUACUUCGAGGCCUUCACGUUUUAGUUCUUUUAGGAAAGAACUCCAUUCUAAAUAAAAUGAAAGAUCGCCUUGCACUACCAAACUACAAAUAAAGUUCAUUACAAUAAUUAAUUAAGCAAAGUCUAUACGGAUCAAUUCAUACUAAUGUUUUAAGAGCAUAACCUGAAGCAUAAGAUUAAAAUUAUCAUUAAAUGUCUUGUGAUAGAUAUUAAAA
Xenia sp. Carnegie-2017 is the source of this 2583-nucleotide messenger RNA. RefSeq names its product receptor-type tyrosine-protein phosphatase mu-like. NCBI's taxonomy places the organism in Eukaryota, Metazoa, Cnidaria, Anthozoa, Malacalcyonacea, Xeniidae. The record is from RefSeq and is a predicted model, not a curated record. Gene Ontology annotation, biological process: protein dephosphorylation. The transcript has 20 exons. Bases 235 to 1491 code for a protein of 418 amino acids. Gene Ontology annotation, molecular function: protein tyrosine phosphatase activity.